Molecule: messenger RNA, 901 nt
Organism: Rubroshorea leprosula
Lineage: Eukaryota; Viridiplantae; Streptophyta; Magnoliopsida; Malvales; Dipterocarpaceae
Source: the annotation of a GenBank genome assembly
CGCAAACCGAUAACAACUGAGGAUGAGAAUCUACCGACCAGCUUCAUUUGUGGCACGUGUACGAGGCGGAACGGGGCAAUGUCGACGGUCUCUUUCGUUUGCUGCAAAGGAAGCAAGCGCUCGCCGCAGGUUGCGAGUUUCUUGGUAUCUUAUUGUUGCUUUCCUUAAGAGGAAAAAGACACUUAAAACACACAUGCGAGGAAUUGCUCUAUUCUUGCCAACAAAAUUCAGAUUCAAACAAAUCUACCCUAUGGCUAGAUCAUGGGGUACUGUGUUUACCACGACUCCAAAGAAACUGGUGGAGAACAAUGAUUCCAAGGAAGCAGGGGCAAUCAGUAAUGGGAAGACAGAUCCUAUUGUUGCCUUCAGCAGACCUCCACCGAUCCCACCUUUUCUAGGACCAUUGGUUGCUCUCUCGCUGUUAGAAAUGUGGUCUAGUCGCGAUAGUGAUGACAACUGACGUGUUUUGAGCGAUUUCCCCUGAUGUUUGGCCUUGAUGUAUACAUAUCUUGCAUAAGUGUUCCUCACUUAAAAAGGAUCUUUCCCACGGAGACCAAAGUUUUGAUUGCAAAGACAAACAAUAGAGCUGUGAAUUCCCUAGCCUUUAGAUAGCCUGCCAGUAGGGGGUUGAAGAAGGGUGCCAAAACUAUGGCAUAAAUCUUUAAUAAGAUUUAUAGUAUAAUAACUUGUGGACUCUUUAGGAACCCUGCUGGAUUGAAACUAUGUGAAUUAGCGUUUAUAUUUGGUGCUUUUGAGAUGUUUGUAUGUUCAGAGUCAUAACAAAUCUAUAAUGCUGUAGUUUUUGAAGGUGAUGAUUACCAGCACAAUUCCUCCUGGUUUGAUUGGUGGCUUGAUCACAACCCUAGCUUUUCUGUAUUUUGAAUCAAUAUUUCAAGCAUUG